Messenger RNA from Diatraea saccharalis (sugarcane borer), 464 nucleotides. The record is from the annotation of a GenBank genome assembly. NCBI's taxonomy places the organism in Eukaryota, Metazoa, Arthropoda, Insecta, Lepidoptera, Crambidae.
AAUACAUAGACUUUGCAGUCUUGUAAUCUGGCUCAUUCAUGGGCAUUUUUAUUAUUUUGUGGCUUUCAUCAUCAACCCUUUUCACGUCCCCACUGCAGGGGCUCAGGCCUUCCUUAUGGAUGGUUAAGGAGGAGGAUGGGCCAUGACCCUUCACGCUGGACCAAUGCGGAUUGGAGGGUAUUAACGACUGCAAAUGCAGCCGGGACCAACGGCUUAACGUGGCUUCCGAAGCACGGAGUAGCUCGAGAUAAUAAUUUUUUGGUCACCCAUCCCGUGACCGACCCUUGCGAAAGUUGCUUAACGACUAGGAUCGCGGGCCGCGGCGCUUAUAAUGUGCCAAUAUAUAAAUGUUUGUCUUAUUUUCUAAGACAUUGUCACUAUUUUUUUUUGCUCUCCCAUUUCCGAGUAGUUCGGCGUCAGUUUUGCAAUAUCUACGAGCUUUAUUCUAUAUAAAUAAAAAAGUG